AAGAAGAACGGUAUAAUCUAUAUUUUUUUAUAAGAAAAACAGAGUUUGCAUUUCUAAUUUUUGAAAUUGUGUAUGGAGUUAGAAGUUCUUGACGGUGUUAUUAUUGAGACAGACUUCGAAAGCAUUUACCUAACUGUUUUCACUUUUGUGGUUGUGAUAUUUUUGAUUUUGUGGAAAUGCUUCCAAAAAAGUUCAUAGCUUUAACUAUCAUUGUUGGUACGGUUUGCAAUGCUCUUCGGUUACAUUAAGAACCUCACAAAAAUACCGCUGGCUUAAUCAUAGGAGGUUGUGCGAUUGCAGCUUAUGCUGGGGCUGUUGGUAUAGCAACUUGUUUGACAGCAGGAAUUUUUGCCAUAUUACUCAGUUUCCGUGCCGACUGGGAAAAUGGUGGAGGAGGGGACGUGGAUGCUAAUGUCAAACGCUCAAAUUCCAGCCCUUUCCUCUCGAGAUCCUAUUAUCAGAUACCUGAUGGUGAUAAGAACAGGAGAUCAGAAGCUUUGUCAGACACGGAGUUAUCAUACGCAGAGUUGUCUAUUGGUCAGCGUUAUAUCAUGAAUUUGACUGAAGACCAACAGUUGUAUGUUCAGAAAACUGGUAAUUCAUCAGUUGCAGUCGGAGCCCUUUUGGGGGUCACAGAUCUUCUCCAAUAUCAUACAACCCCUGUGACCAAGAGGGUUAAUACAGUCACAACAGUCUGGGGGAUAGGUGCAGAUGAUCGUAUCGACAAGUCAGGAGCAACUAAGAAAACAUUAUCAGAAUGGGCCUAUAAAAUCAAAAAGGCUCAGGGAGGAAAGCAGGGUCACCAGUGUGUGUCCAUCUUUUCACUGGACAAUAAGCAAAGGGAUUUCGAUAUUGAAUUUGCCUUCUACGACAACUCUUACAGUCCUCAAGGCUCCUCUUGUGAAGCUAAAUGAUUAUCCGAUUGCGUGAUGUGUUUUCAAAUUCGACUCUUACUGUGCCAUUCUUUUCUUUACCAACGUACAAUAUAUGCUGUUUUUCUUGUCUUGUUACCCUCAUUGAAAUACCUACCUACCCCUCCGUCCAACCUAUUUCAAUUACCGCCCUCUAACUCCAUGCGCUGAAUACAAUGUUAGAAUCUAGCCCAUUUCCACAGCCUAGCAAUAUAUUCUAAUACAGCGCAUUGUGAUUCGCGUGUAAAACAAGCGUAAGAUUCAGCCGACUCUAGUACGAAUGUACCAGUAAGUAAUUUGG
Yamadazyma tenuis ATCC 10573 is the source of this 1212-nucleotide messenger RNA. NCBI's taxonomy places the organism in Eukaryota, Fungi, Ascomycota, Pichiomycetes, Serinales, Debaryomycetaceae. The record is from RefSeq and is a predicted model, not a curated record.